Drepanopeziza brunnea f. sp. 'multigermtubi' MB_m1 is the source of this 372-nucleotide messenger RNA. The record is from RefSeq and is a predicted model, not a curated record. Lineage: Eukaryota; Fungi; Ascomycota; Leotiomycetes; Helotiales; Drepanopezizaceae.
AUGACAAAAGAAGAAGAAGAAGAAGAAGAAGAAGAAGAAGAAGAAGAAGAAGACGAAGGGGGGUGGAUGGAAAUGGUUGUCGGGAACGCAGACACGCAAAACAGACCUGCAUCGAGCGGACGACGAGGAGAAACGGACAAGAAGGGGCAGCAGCGACCAGCGGCGACACACGACACAUGUAUGUCGUUUCAGCCCUGUGGAAACCUCGGCCCAAAGAGGAAUAGGAAGAAAGAAGGAGACGACGACCGACGCAUGCCGACUAUGCCUAUUUCCGAUUUAGCCUCCCACCGCUUCCCCACCGCUCUCCACUCUCCACUCUCACCCUUCUCCUUUUUUGCAUGUGCAGCUUCACCCGUCCUCUUCACCUUCUAA